Gregarina niphandrodes is the source of this 6366-nucleotide messenger RNA. RefSeq lists its product as hypothetical. The transcript has a single exon. The record is from RefSeq and is a predicted model, not a curated record. NCBI's taxonomy places the organism in Eukaryota, Apicomplexa, Conoidasida, Eugregarinorida, Gregarinidae. The coding region runs from base 1 to 6366 and encodes 2121 amino acids.
AUGCUGGAGAAAGCUGCACUGAGGAAUUUACGCGCUCGUCUGCAGGAGGAACUCCGCGACCUGCUCAAAGAAGCAGACCUGAAGCUCGACUCUGAAACCCUCGGAGACACAUAUGAAGGUGGCAGCAGCCACGUCGACUGCAACCCUGCAAAAAACUGUAACCACCAUGUGCGUUGCAGUAAUCAGCUGGAUAGCAGCAACCAGGUGAGUGGCAGCAACCAGCAGACCCGGGAUCGAGUCGAAGCCGACCACCGGCGACGGGUGCGGUCUUUGUCGAAGUGUCAGCGCGAGUCGCGACAUGAGAUUCGUCAUGAGUCUCGGAACCGGCAGUCAUCGCAAGGACAACAAGCUCUGGCAGACGAUAUUGAAGAGUUAUUAGUCCGUUUGCAAAAUGAGGCCCUGCGACGGCGACAAAAAAAACGAACUCUUUACACCUCCGAUGAGCAGGACCUGCGCCUGCGACCCCCCCGUGGCCCCGUCCAGACGACUGCGCUUACCGAUGACAUCAUCCAAACCGCCACCAAGCCCGUACUCCCACAACCCAAAAGGAACGCCAAGCCUGUAGGCCGGCAACAACUCUACGAUCUCCGCAGAGAGCUGUCCGACUUGGAGCGAGAACUGUCUCCCUGUCUAGACUCCUCUUGUCUAGAUCCCUCCUGUCUAGACCCCUCCUGUCCGGACCCCUCCUGUCUACACCCCUCCUGUCUGCGCCAGUCCAAAUCCGCGAAGUGCUACCACAGCCGCAAACUGUCCGUUCCCGAAAGGGCCCACCACUCGGCCAACAGCAGGAACUCUGCCAACGACAGGACCUCUGCCAACGACAGGACCUUUGCCAACGACAGGACCUUUGCCAACGACAGGACCUUUGCCAACGACAGGACUUGUGUCGUCCACACGACCUGUGUCGACCACAGGACCUCCGGCAGGAGCUCUGCACUGUUCUGCGAAGAUUACCGGUCGAGGCGCCGACAGCCGCGUCGCCGGCGGCUCUCCGGCUCAUCCACCUCCUCCCAGGACGGGCCCCAGGUGAUGUGCAGACGCCAAGACAACCUGGCGACGCGCGACCAGGUUUUGUCGGCUGGGUACUCUUCUCUCGGAUAUUCAGAGGGAGUCGUGGGGGACUCAGGUGACACGAUGGCUAUUAGCUCAGUGGACGCGUCCAAUGAAGCUUCCUAUGACACGCUCUACCCCGUGGGGCUCCCCAUCCAUUUCCAGCACAGACAACAGUCCCGCAAAGAUAAACAAUCACGAAUGUUCCGCUGGAAAAACACAACUAAAGACACCCCGAUGAAAGAUACGACGCGAUGCAACAAAAACAAAGGCAAAGUAGGGCAAUCGGCUACCGGUGCCGAAUCGGAUAUCUGUACUUUAUACCAGGGAACCCCACUACCCACUAAACCGCUGUCCGGUCAAGCCGUAUCCCCCUACGCAACCGUUCCCUCUAGACUCAUCUACCCACAAUCAGCCGCCACACAAGUCACGGCUACAACACCCGAUCUGCCACCACGGCCUGACGCUCCCGACACAGGCAAAACCAAUAACUCUGAGUCUCAUAACCCCAAGUCUUACAACUCCCAAACCAGUAAUUGUCCACCUAGCCAUGGUCUGUCGAACAACGGUCUGUCGAACAACGGUCUGUCGAACAACGGUCUGUCGAACAACGGUCUGUCGAACAACGGCCUGUCGAACAACGGCCUGUCGAACAGCGGUCUGUCUAACAACGGCCAGCCUCAGGAAUUAGAGUCACACUCGCGGUCCGAUAACCAGCGUAGACCGGAUCAGGCGCGCAAGGAAGAGGUACCGCACCUUCGGCCCAAUCUUCAGUCCGUUGAUCUUCAAGGAGCAAGUCUUGCCCACGUACGGAAUCGGUCGAGGGACCAGGACACUUCAAUUGAGCGAGUCACUUCAAUUGAACGAGUCACUUCAAUUGAACGAGUUACCUCAGUUGACCGAGUCACCUCUCAUGACCGAGUCACCUCUCAUGACCGAGUGACAUCCGCGGAUUCCGUGCGAACUCCUCAGUACGUUAGAACUCCUGAGGUGUCACGAGACGUUUACCGCUUGGCUUACCACGAUUUCAGACCGUCAGCCGGCUUAGGAACUGGCUUGAAAGCGCAGGCUACCGUGGAAGCGCAGACGGGCUUCCAAGCGCAAAAGGCCGAGACGCAAAAGGCCGAGGCGCAAGAGACUGAGGCGCAAAAGACUGAGGCGCAAAAGACUGAGGCAGAUGGGGAAGGUCUGGAGUUGCCGACUCGAGUAGAUUCAGGUCUUGUGGGCUCGGAUACUACCGGACCAAUUUCUGGGUACAACAGGCAGGAAAUGAAGUGUGCGUUCCUGGAGAUGAUUCCUUCAGAGCUUCACGACCAACCUAGCUUUGGUCCAUCCGACUUGGGUUGUUGCAGCUCGGCCCCCCUGGAGCUUGGCCGGAGUCUUACUGAGAUGUUCCGUACUACUGGAGUGAAUGGAGAGUUGCCUACUGAGGUGACCAUUAAUGAUGAUCCUCCAGCGACCCAAGGACAGCCGCAAAUCAGUGGUCAGUUGCUGUUACAGAAUAUAUCGGACUGCUAUUAUCAGGACGAAUAUACUCCUUUAAACGAUACUGAGAUAUCCACCCCGGAAACAUCUGGUCAGUCUUCCCCGUUCGCUGAACGCUACUCGCUUCCUCCCUCCGAAGCAGUGCAGGUGGAAGAAGACAGGGUAGGGGAAACGGAAGCUGAGGAAACGCCUCAUACUUCACGUAAACUAAGAGAGGAACAUUAUUCCGGGGUUUAUACACCGGUUUACUCACCCGAUCUACUACCGCUUGCCUCUGAAAUGUCGCCAGAGCAAUCUGGACUUAUCGUGGUUCAACCCGUGGUUCAACCCGUGAUUCAAUCCCAGGUUCAACCUUUUGGACACGUAAUUACCGCGCACGUAAUUACCGCGCACGAGCUUCUCCCUAAAAGCCAUGAUCGGGAGGAGUUCGCCCACCAGGAACUCGCUCAGGAUGCUUGUAUUCAGGAUGACUAUAUUCGGCAUGGCUAUAUUCAGGAUGACGGUAUUCAACAAAACUGUAUUCAACAGGACUGUAUUACUCUAGACUGUGAACAAGCUGUACCGAACGAUCAGACCUGUACCGACCUUUCCACUGCUGUUAACAGCUUGCAGCAAGGUGCUGAGACCGAUGAGGCACAAUUGGAGCCGGUUCUUGGGACUGGUCCGCUGCAGGUCAGCUUUCUACCAAGUCAGCUCCCACAAAAAGCACCACUAUCUUCUGCUGACUUGAGGAGGCAGUCCCCCAUUAGCUCACCCAGGGUACGUGAUGCUCAGGCUGGCCGCAAUGCUCAGGCUGGCCGUAAUGCUCAGCCUGGCCGUAGUGGUCAAGUCAUGGAACUGCCUGAAGACCAGGGACGCGGCCAACUUGAACAUGCGAGUCCCGGCCACGAAAAUCUGCCCAAUGCUACCAAGCCCGCCGCAGGGCUUCCCGACGUAGGUCUUACCAGUGUAGGUGUAUCGAAUCUAAGUCUGCCCGACGCCGCUCUGUACGGUGAAGCGACGCCUUGCUCUUCGUCGCCGGAUUUGAGCUACACUCCCGACGUGAGUUGCGGUCCCGAAGAAACGGACGAGGAGCAAGCCGUGGAACCCGUUCCCGGGAUCCCGUUGGCGAUGGUAGUGGGUUCGCUAUACAGCUCGGCGGUCCUGGGCAAACCUCUCAAGCCGCUAGCAGUGAAGCCGCUGUUCAAGCGUUACGGCAGCCAGAAGUGCGUGGCCACACAAACGGAGGAAGCCGUCGCAUCAAUCGGGCGCUCGGACUACAUGCGGCUCAUCCAGCAAAAGACCCAGCAGGUGCCGGCAGGCCCCCGACAGGCGUCGAUAGGCUCCCAGCAAGCGCCGACAGACUUCCAGGAAGCGCCGACAGGCUCGCAACAUUUUCUCGAACUCGCGGAGGCAGACAGCCGCCAAGCAGCAGGCGCCAAGGCUCCCGGAACCAAGAGGCUCGGAGACCCAGACGAGGUACUACGCCAGCCCGCUGCGACCAGGCCGCCCACCAAAGCCUACCUGCCGGUCGUGGGCCCCCCGCCGGUCGUAGCCCCUCCGCCGGUCCGACAUCCGGCGGCUCCCUUGGCGCACGUCCGGUCUGCCUUUGGUCCGGGCACAAGGUAUUCGUUCGGUCCUGCGGAGAGCGGAGAAAAGCAGCCGCCGCCGGUGGCGUUCCGGUCGGCGAUUGUAGCGCAUUCCGCCGAGACGGCCGUUGAGCAUCCCGUGGCAUCCGCACAACCCUCACUGCGACCGUCGGCCUUGGUCCCGGCCGCCGGUCCGCGGUGGACGCUGAGCCAGGGUCCAGCGAUGCGGGUAGCGCCGCUCCAGCCGGUCCCGGCCGUGGGGCCUGCGCCCAAUCUGUCCAAACUACUCUUCGUCUCGGCAGCCGUCUUGGCUGGAGCGGCUGCCCCUCCUAACGCACGUACCGGCUCGUCUGGGACCGUAGACUCAAGGCCGGUGGGCCCACGGCCGGUGGACCCCCGAAUGGCCGACCCCCGGAUGGUAGACCCCCGAAUGGCGGACCCCCGGGUGGUAGAACCUCGGAUGGUAGACCCCCGGAUGGCAGACUCCCGGACGGCAGACUUCCGGAUGAUGCACCCGGCCCGGGACGUGGCCUACUCCUAUGCGGGACCGUGGACAGCGCCAGUGCUAGCCCCGUCGGAGGUGGUCUCGUCGGGGACGGCCCCACCUUUGGGGCUGGGCCCCUCGGCGGUAGGUCUCUGGGCAGUAGCGCCGAUGAAAGAUCAGUAUUGGCAAAAAACUGCCUUCAACGGAAGACCCGAGCGCCGUGGGCCGGACCCGCGAGUCGUGUACAACAAGCCGACCACACAACCGAGUAAGAAGCCAGUCCCGUCAAGCCCCAAAUCGUUGCAGGGAUUGCCCACGGGGGACUCCGUGCCUGUGCCGGCUGCCAAGAGUAGCGGCACCCCUCUCCCCGACUUCGCCCGACCGCACACUCAGUUGCCUCUUCGCCUGGACGAACGGGCUCUGAAGCCCCUCCAGUCGCGGCAACCGGAGCCACCUCGGUUGGCGGAGCCACCCCGGCUGGCGGAGCCGUGUGGUAAGGCGGAAGCCCCUCGGUUGGCAGAGCCGCCGAGGCUGAAAAGCGUCUCCGGCAUUCAUUCGUACGUUGCUCCAAACAGUCUCUCGAACGGUCCUGGGGGUAACGGAAUUGCGGGUGGAGGAAUGGAGGGUGGAAGACCCGCGGAGUUUCUCUACCGGAAGAAGUCGGUGCCGGGUAUAACCCUUAAGGAUGAGCCGGUUCGUUUGGCUACGAAUGAGUCGUCUACGAUGGUAUCUCUUGGUAACCCUGCUAAGGACUUGGUGUUGGAGGAUUUUGUUAGUCCGGUUGUGGCUCAGGAGAUCUACGAAGAGAUCGAGAAGGAAAUAGAGAUGGAGAUGAGGAAGGGGGGCAUGAAGGUAGAUGAUCUGGAGUCGUUGUCUGCUGCCAGUCCGACUCCUAUCCCCAUCAAGCGAACUGCUGUUCAAAAGCCUAGUGUUUACCAGCCUUUUUCGCAUUCCUACCCGCCAGGUAAGCCUUUCCCGCAAGGCUACUCUUACCCCCAGAACGUGUGCUACCCCACUGGCGGUGCACCGUUCCAACUACAGCAGCCCCACUACAGGGUCCCGGGGAAGGGUCAGAGUGUCUUCGUCCCAGGACGUCUUCCGGCGACCAAAGCUCCCGUAAUGAUUAAACCUUCCGGGGUUGCACCUCCUCUAGUUGGACUCCCGAUAAAUAAACCGUCCGUAGCGAGUAAACCGCCGGUAGCAGGAGCUGCUGCGAGAGUGUCCCAGGGUGCAACUACGUCAAUGGUCCAGGCUCAAACAAGCCUCGUAAAGAGCGUGUUAGCGGCAGGCGGUUUAGCAGCAGGCGAGUUGGCGGCGGGUCCGGGGGCGAAAACGACGGCGGGUUUGAAGAACACCCCGUUGCCCCCCAUGCAUCCUAUUGCGUUGUUGGGUCCUGCCAAGUCUGGUACCGGUUCAUGUCCUGUGACUACCUCGGCCCCUUCAGGAGUGGUUCCGGCACGACAGUACAGUGGCGGCGCUGGACCCUUCCAGCACUACCCCACAUACAGGCCGAGCAUUCAACAACUGCGGAGCAUAACCCAGGCCCCGACCUUGUUCUCUACUGACCCGGCUUCGCAUGUGGACAAACGGAGGCUGCGACCCAACCCUCUUUGGGCCAGUUCCGAAGGCGCCCAAGCCGGACCCACAAGAACAGGUGGCCUCUAUGUUACUCCUCAGCUAGCCACCACAGGUCCCAAGGCAGCUGCAGUGCGACUGAACCCUCUGAAGCCCUCGAGCAAAGUUAAAUUAACCCUUCCUAUCGCCAGCAAAAAUAGUUAG